AUUCUGUAUGGAGGAAUGGUAUAAGAUCUCACCCAAUGUGUUCUCCAGUCAGAUUCUAUUCUGUAUGGAGGAAUGGUAUAAGAUCCCACCCAAUGUGUUCUCCAGUCAGAUUCUAUUCUGUAUGGAGGAAUGGUAUAAGAUCUCACCCAAUGUGUUCGCCAGUCAGAUUCUAUUCUGUAUAAAGGAAUGGUAUAAGAUCCCACCCAAUGUGUUCUCCAAUCAGAUUCUGUAUGGAGGAAUGAUCAGAUUCUGUAUGGAGGAAUGGUAUAAGAUCCCACCCAAUGUGUUCUCCAAUCAGAUUCUAAUGGAGCUGAUGAUAAUUAUCCUCCUGCUAACUCUAGCCCAGUCUGCAGAGAGUGGAGGAAAACCUGCUAAGAAAGUUAAGAAGGGAAAGCAAGUCAUAUGUCCUUCACAGCUGUCUGCAGAGGAGAUUGCUCAGGUACCAGCCAACUCCACCAGCAACAUCCUCAACAGGCUGAUGGUGACAUAUGACUCUCGGAUACGACCCAACUUUAAAGGUGUUCCGGUGGAAGACAAGAUUAAUAUGUUCAUCAACAGUUUUGGCUCCAUCCAGGAAACCAACAUGGACUACCGUGUGAACAUCUUCCUGCGCCAGCGGUGGAACGACCCGAGGCUGAAGCUCCCGGCGGACUUCAAAGGAGAAGCGCUGACGGUGGACCCCAAGAUAUUCCAGUGUCUGUGGAAACCAGACCUGUUCUUCGCCAACGAGAAACACGCCAACUUCCAUGACGUCACGCAAGACAACAUCCUGUUGUUUAUCUUCAGGAACGGAGACAUUCUCAUCAGCAUGAGGUUGUCGGUGACCCUGUCCUGCCCUCUGGACCUCACUCUGUUCCCCAUGGACACACAGCUCUGCAAGAUGCAACUGGAGAGCU
Molecule: messenger RNA, 896 nt
Organism: Salvelinus namaycush (lake trout)
Lineage: Eukaryota; Metazoa; Chordata; Actinopteri; Salmoniformes; Salmonidae
Product: glycine receptor subunit beta-like
Exons: 10
Biological process (GO): chloride transmembrane transport; nervous system process; regulation of membrane potential
Cellular component (GO): synapse; neuron projection; postsynaptic membrane
Molecular function (GO): neurotransmitter receptor activity; extracellularly glycine-gated chloride channel activity; transmembrane signaling receptor activity
Source: RefSeq, a predicted model, not a curated record